AUGCCUAUAAGCCUAAAUACCAACACUAGCAAAUUUUCAACCACCGCAACCACUUCCACCUCUGAAACAGAUACCGAAAAGCACUCGAGCUUUUCAAAAAAUAUUUCCACUGAACAUGAAUCUCAAAUAGAAACAUCAAUAGAUUCGUCUAUUCCAUGGUAUAUGCGCAACAACAAUGAAGAUCUUGAUCAACUUAACUCAGCUUUGAAAGAACCUAUUCCUGAGCUUCCUCAUGAAUCUCCAGAGUCACUUGGUUUACUAGUUGAAUUUCUUGUACGAGAUUUAGGCCUUACCGACAUUAAGUUUAUUGACUUAAGAGACCGUGAUCCUGUUACUGUUUUUGGCCCGGAUGCAAUCAUGAUUCUUGCAACAGGAAUGAAUGAUAGACAUAUAGGCAAGGCUACUCAAAGUCUUCUUACCUGGAUUAAGCAAAAUCAUGGAAUAGUUCCUCACAAGGAGGGGAUAUACACUGCCGGAUACAUUAAAGUUCAAAAGCGGCGUCAAAAGAAACGGUCAAAAAAGUUUGCUAUGGCAGACGAGACAUAUGAAAAUUUGAACAGCAGGCUUUCCACCAAUUGGAUGACAAUGGAUACCAAGGUUGACGAUAUUUUUAUUCAUGUUUUUACCGAAGAUAAACGCAGGUCUGUUGAUCUUGAAUACGUUUGGGCGAAAAAUAAAAAAGAACUUCGUGCUCAACGUGCAUUGCUGAAGGAAGAACAAACUCGAAAUACUCAAGAUCAUUAUGAAAACUCAUAUGCUAACAUUUCCGAACCUAAUCAGACAGAAAAUGAACCUUUGCAAAGAAAAUCUUUUUCAAACGAAUCGUCAAUAUCACCCUUUGGAUCAAAUAGUGGGUCUAUUCGAAAAUUUCACACAUUCAGAUCAGGAAAUUUAUUUGCUGCACCUCCGUCAAACCCGUCAUCUACAUCUCUUUCGGAUUUAUUUAAAAAUAUUGUUUCGCAAUCAAAUCACUCAAAUGAAUCAACUCAAUCAAGCAACAGACCUCACCCAACUGAUUAUAAGGGAUCAGAAGAGAAUACCCCCAUUCAUCAACUGCAGCUUUAUUCAUUUUUAGGAAACUACAAAAAAGCCAAUGAAAUUUAUCGCACUUCAUUUUCACAUAAAGACCUUUCUCAAGAUUUUGAUAUUCUUCAAAAUAGAUUGAAUGAAUCAUCAGAGCACAAAGUUCGACGACACAAUAGUAAUGAAGCUAUUUUACUUUUGUUAAAAUCGCAUAUCAAUUUUCUCUCUAAGCUUAAACCAUCAUCUCCACACAAAUCCUCGAACGAUUCACAACAUUUAGAAGAGAUUUUGAAUGGUAUUGGAGGUAACAUUGACCAAAACAAGAUUCAUUUCAAUCAUGGAAAAGUCACAUUGACUAAGAACAGCGAUGUUGUUAAUUCGUUUAUCAGCUGUUUCCCUUAUUAUACUACUAGAGACCAUUGGAAGUUACGACUCAUUUUUUUUCAACGUGCUCAUAUGAUUAAUCCAACAGAAUUUCCUAUUGAUAUGCUUGUUGACAUUGCAAUCUUACAACAAGCGUCGUGUGAACCAGUUGAUAACUGGGAUAUUGAAUUCAUUAUCAAUUCUAUUAUUCAUACUAAGCAAUUUGAUAAACUUCCUUUUAUGAAAUCUUCCCAAGAAAAGUCUAAAAGAGUUUUCUCACUUUUAUGUGACACGGUUCGUCCUUUAUUGCCCGGCAGCAGAUCAUCUUCUAAUGUUCCUUCUGUUAACGAUUCAAUGAUUAUGCUACUUUAUCGUCUAUGGACUAACGAUAAAAAUAAUGAUAGAAAAAUUACCAUUACACCUUCUUCAUCGCGUUUAGAUCCAUCACCAUUUUUAGACAAUGAAGGCGAAAUAGUACCUAUAUCGGACCAGAAAAAUGAGAACCCUCUUGCUCGAGUUACUACUCCAAUAUCUCUAUCAUUAUAUCGUUAUUUAAUGGGUGAAAUUGAUAUCACCGAUAAUAUCACCCUUGUGACCGCUGAUCAAGCUUCGCGCAUUAGAUCAUUUUUAAUUUUAUCACUUACAGCUUUUGCCAAUGAUGGAUAUUGGUCUCUUUACUGGUCUCUUUGUGCUAAAAUAUUCAAGUCAUAUUACAUUGACCCAGAAAUGCUUCAUAUAAUAUCAGCACUUGUUACUAAAAGCGGUGACCAAAAAGCUAUGGAUUUCCUUCUUUCUCGAUAUAUCCCUAAACUUUUCAUGCAUAAUUCCAGCUAUAUCACACCUGAAAUAACAGAGAUCAUUAAAAGCGGUUUAACAGUUUUGGAUCCUAAUGGCCAGAAAUACAUCACACUUCGUAAAUACAUCACACCCCGCACCUAG
This is a messenger RNA of Magnusiomyces paraingens, 2325 nucleotides long. RefSeq lists its product as uncharacterized. The coding region runs from base 1 to 2325 and encodes 774 amino acids. The transcript has a single exon. Gene Ontology annotation, cellular component: mitochondrion. The record is from RefSeq and is a predicted model, not a curated record. Lineage: Eukaryota; Fungi; Ascomycota; Dipodascomycetes; Dipodascales; Dipodascaceae. Gene Ontology annotation, biological process: mitochondrial proton-transporting ATP synthase complex assembly; mRNA stabilization; mitochondrial gene expression.